This is a messenger RNA of Diaporthe batatas, 450 nucleotides long. RefSeq lists its product as uncharacterized. The transcript is spliced from 2 exons. The record is from RefSeq and is a predicted model, not a curated record. The coding region runs from base 1 to 450 and encodes 149 amino acids. Lineage: Eukaryota; Fungi; Ascomycota; Sordariomycetes; Diaporthales; Diaporthaceae.
AUGGGCUUCAAGGUGGUAGCGGUAUCACGUGGCCCAGAAAAGGAAGCCGACGCGCGCAAGCUCGGAGCCAGUGAGUACUACAUUGACGCCUCUGCCGGUGACCCAGGCCAGGCGCUGCGGAAUCUCGGAAGCGCCAAAGCAGCCCUGACAACAGCGCUGAGUGCUGAGGCCAUGACCCCGUUGAUCAAGGGACUCAACAUUCUCGGGAAGCUUCUCAUCUUGGCAAUUCCCGGAGAUGUGACCAUCGACACGUAUGAGAUGAUCAAAUACGGCAUCUCGGUUCAGGCCUGCCCCACGGGCAAUGCCUCUGACAGUGAAAAGACAUUCGAGUUUGCAGCUCGCCAUGGUGUCAGCUCUAUUGUCCAAACUUUUCCUCUGGAUAAGGCACAGGAGGCUUAUGACACAAUGGUGUCUGGCAAAGCACAUUAUCGAUCCGUGAUUCAGUUUUAA